Hydra vulgaris (swiftwater hydra) is the source of this 5294-nucleotide messenger RNA. Its product is annotated as NACHT, LRR and PYD domains-containing protein 3. Gene Ontology annotation, biological process: signal transduction. Lineage: Eukaryota; Metazoa; Cnidaria; Hydrozoa; Anthoathecata; Hydridae. Gene Ontology annotation, molecular function: protein binding. Gene Ontology annotation, cellular component: cytoplasm. The record is from RefSeq and is a predicted model, not a curated record.
UUGCUUUGUUUUAAUCUUUGUAGGCACGUGUGUAAAAUCUUUAAACUAUUUUUAUUAUUGAUUAUUAUAUAUCAUUGAAAAGAGGCAAAAAUCAGCAUUACAAUAGUGAAAACUUCAUAACAAAAUAACAAUUUUACAAGAAGUUAUGCUCAUUUAAGUAACAAAAUUUGAUUACAAGGAUUGCUUAAAAAAACUGCGUUUUAAAAUAUCAGUUUCGGCUAACGGUAGUUUUGUUAUGGAAGUUUGUUGCUAGAAGCGCAAUAUUUUGUUUUAUUUACAAUACUUUAACUUAGGUACAUAUUCUGCUACAAAAAAUUAGGUGUCUGCUACAAAAUCUUUUUCGAUAAAAUUUGUUAUGUACGUAGAAAAUAAGUUUUUAAAUUUUUCUUAAUAGUUUUAAAAAUGUUCUCAACAUUCCUUCAAUAUUAAUUUGACGUGUGAUCAACAACGAAGUUUUGAAGAAAAGUUAAUUCAAUAAAGGCGGUUGUAACUUCAAAAAAAAACUAUCCGAGAAUGAAGUUUAACUCCUCCACUUUUCAAAAAAAGUCUAUGCUGAUAUUAAAUCCUAAAAAAUAACACAAAAAAAUACAUUCUUACAACUCAAACGCUAAGCACGCUUUGAUAAAAUGGUCGAAUAUUUUGAUUACAUAAUCGGUGCCGUAACUCAUUGGAUACGCUUGUACCUAAUCUUUGUCAGUGUGUUUGUUAAUUUUUAAAUUUAAUAAAAUAAAUGAGACAGUUUAGCGUAAAUCACCUUUCCAAAAAAAAGAGAAAAAAAAAGAGAAAAAUAUAUAGCGCAAAUGGGCUUGAUCAUCAAGCCCAUGUAUUCAUACAGUAAUUAAACAGUAUGUAUUCAUACUGUAAUUAAACAGUAUGUAUUUAUACUGUUUUUAUUAAUGAAUUACUUUGGCUAUCUUAAAAACAUCUCCAAAAAGUCAUCAAUGUAUGUGGCCUAUAUAUGGCUAAUUACCAUAUAUAGGCCACAUACACAGGCCUGCGAAGACAAGUUUAGCUCACUAAAGACCAUCAUAACCUGGUUUGCAGACUGAAAGUCAGUGAUUUUAAGAAGAACGAGUUAAAAAAAACAAGUGAAAGUCAAAAGAAGUCGAUUUAGAAAGAUACCAUUAAAAAGUGGUCAAAUAAUGCACUAGAUGGUAGAAUGUGCAAUGGAAUACACAAUAAAACUAGCCUUAACUAAAUAUAUUUUUCAAUAUGGUACACAAAGUCUUGCAAAUAACAUUAGAAAUAAGUUUAAGAAAGUGUGUGGGGAUUCUAUUUCGACCUAAACUUAUACCGUUUUGUAAUGUAUUUUUUUAUUAAAUCAAAAAUCUCAUUUUCGGUCACUGAAUUAAAAAAAAAAUCAAAUUUUUUAAAUAGCCAGAGAAAAUACGUUCAGAAAAAAUCUUUUUACCUUUGGGUGGGCAUUGUAUUUUUCAUAGCAGUUGUUAAAAAUGUGAGCAACGGUACUACUAUCUGAGAUAGUGUUACAAAUAGGUUUGAAAAUGCAAGAUUUAUUUGGUGCGGAUGGUUUUAUGUUUUUUUUUUUUUUUUGUUAUUUUUUUUUUAUUUUAUGUUAACUAUUCUUGUAUUGCUUUCCGUGUAUUUUUUGCAUUGUUAAGGUUUUCAAAAAGGAAAUGUAGUAUGAAAUUUUGGAAAUUCCUAAUAACUUGCAAAUUUUAUUGUUGCACAAUUUAAAUUUAUUGAACAGACUUUUUGUGUUAUAUAUAGGUUAUAUUAUCUAUAUAGUUUAGUAAUUAGUAUAAGAUUAUGAAUAGGAUGUCAAAAAUUUUAACAGGAAAAUUUAUUUAUUUAAAUGUAAUAACAUUUAUUAUAUAUUAUGUAUUACAUAAAAAAAUAAUAUUAUAUAAAUAUUUUAUUAAAUUAUUUCAAAUUUAUUUCAUAAUAUUUAUUUCAUAACCGACGUGGCUUUUGGGGUGGAUAUGAUGUGGUUUUUGUAGUACAUUUGAAGUGUUCUAUAAAAUAUAAGUUAACAGUGAUGCAAUCAUCCUAAGAGCAAUUUAUUAUAACAAUCUUCUUCAAAAAAUUAAAAAAAGUUAAAAUUUAAAAAAGUUAAAAUUCUUAACAGUAAAGAAAUUAUUGUUAAAUUAGUUAAUGUGGUUUUUAGGGUGCAUAGCGAAAAAAAGAGUCAGCUUCAACAUUCAAGCAAAAGAAAACAAGCGAGACAUUAAACCAUACCUAUCAGAAAGAACCCCAUUAAGGCUUAUCUUUCAAUAGUAAUAGCUUAAAAAAUAUGAUUUUUUUCAAGAAAAAAGUUCUAGGCUCUCCUACUUUUAUGUGGUUUUUGGGGUGCAAGCACCUGUAAAUUUAAUUUGAAAAAAAAAGGCCAAUUUAAGUCCGUACGUUCUCGUACAAAGAUAAAUAGACUAAAGGCUUUACUUUGACGUUAUUAAUUGAUAAAUUGACGUUACUCGUUUACAUUUAAAUGAGCACUCGCACGAAAAUGUCAACAUUGCAAAAUAAACAGUAAACAUUUGCUUAUGUCACGAGAGUCUCUUACAACUAAGCACAGUAGUUAGUUAAGUCUUUUUAUGUCAAGUAAUGUGUUGAAAAUAACUACCAUCGAAUUCUAAAUGGAAUUGUUAGCCGGAUUUUAAAACGUUAUAUGUUCCAAGUGAUUUAGAUCAUUAUGUACAUCGAAUAAUUGAACAACAUAUUCUAAAAGUAACUAAAGAAGCAAUUUUAAAAGCCAUUAAAAAUAGAACUACUUUUUACCUAACUAUGGACCUUUUUCAGCUUACUACGGGUUUCUACAAAAAAAUGGAAAAUGGUCUAUUUAGCAGCUCAGUUAAAACAGAAGUAUCUAGAAAUCAAUUGGCUUCUGAUGAAUUUAUUUCAAAAUGUUGUGGUGAAGUAAGCUAUAAUAUUGGAAGUGAUUGGUUGCGAUGGGGAAGACACCUCGGUCUAAGUGAUUCAGAUCUUGAUAACAUUGGCUCUGAUAACAAAAAUUGUUAUGAAAAAGCUGAUAAUGUUUUUAAAAAAUGGAAGCAAAAAAAUGGAAAUCCUUCUUGGGAGCAAUUGAAAAAAGAAUUAAUGGCUUUUAAUCGAUUAGAUAUUGUGAUUAAAAUUGAAACAAAAUUUAGAGAGACAUCAAGUUCAUCAGUAACAGAAUCUUCAAGUUUAAAAACAAAAUUCCUUUUGUUAGCAGUCUUGACUUUGGUUAUAAGUCUUCUUUUUAAAAACAUCAGCUAUUCAUUUUUUUGGAAAAACUCAAAAUCAGAUUUGUCAAGGUCGUCUGCGGAAUUAAAAAAGUAUUAUUUUAAAUAUUAUUGGAAAAUUAAUGAACAUCAACUACUAAUAAAAUCAUCUGUAGAUGUUGAUUUAAAUCAAAAAUUUGUUGAUCUAUGUAUUGUUGAUGCAGUGAAUGCUCAAGUGGAACGCUCAAAGGCUGCUGUUUUAAGUGUUGAACGAAAUAAAUUCCUUGAAAAACAAAUGAAUUAUACACCAAUACAAUAUAGUGAAAUAUUUACGAAAGAAAAAUCAGUCUUAUUAAUAUCUGGAAUAGCUGGUAUUGGGAAAACAUGGUUGCUUAGAAAAUGUUUGCUUGAUUGGUCAAAUGGAUUAAUUUGGAAAAAUAUUGAACUUGUUUUUUAUUUGGAAUGCAGGAGACUUAAUCAAUAUUCAAAUAUUUCAAAUAUAAAUGAAUUACUAAAUGUUUUCUACAAAGAUAUUGUAAACUUUAACAUAAGCAGUCAUACUGCACUGUUUAUAAUUGAUGGAUUAGAUGAGUUUCAUUAUUUCAACGAGUUAUUAAAUCCAAGUUUGACUUGUAACUACCCGAUUGUUAAUGUUUUAGCAGAAAUUCUAAAGUACAAUCAUGUAAUUGCUGGUAGAGUUUAUGCAAUAGAUCAAUACCAAAGUAUAUCUACAGAAUAUAGUGAUAAGUUGACUGUUCAAAUAAUGGGGUUUAAUGAAAAUGGAAUUAAUAAUUAUGUAGAAAACCAUGUUAUGGAAGAAAAAAAAAAAGUUAUAAAAACAAUUUUAAAGGAAUCUCCAAUUGCAAAAGCAAUGGCAUCUGUUCCUUUUUAUUUAUCUUCCAUGUGUAAAAUCAUAAAUGAUUCAAAAGAUAUGGGUUUAAAUUCUUUUUUAACAAUGACAGAUUUGUAUGCAAAUAUUUUUUUGUACUUUAUACGAAAACACAUUUUUAAAAACAACAAAUUCGUAUAUGAGAUUAUAGAAGACAGCUCCAAUAAAAAAUAUAUUUUAAAUAUUUGUAAAAUUGCAUAUAAAAUGUUUGUGAACAAUAAAAUAGUUUUUUCCAAAAAAGAAAUUCAUGCUUUUAUAGGUGACUUGGAUAAAAAUGAAGAUAAGUAUUUUGGAUUUAUAGAAAAGAUUGAAACAGACCUUGGUAGUUAUUAUCAAUUUGCACAUUUGACAAUAAUGGAGUUUUGUGCAUCUGUGUAUGCAUACAAUUAUUUAAGUAGUUAUGAGAUUAUGGUCAAUGAGAAGCUGAAGAGUUGUUUAUCAAUGAUUUGUGGAUUAGCCAAUAAAAACCAAAACAGUUUAAUAAUGUUUCUUGGUAACCUGAAUCCUUCAAAAAAAUCCCAUGAAGAAUCUUUAAUUUUGUAUUCUGUUUUGGAUCGUCUACGUAAAAGUGAUGACAGAAAAGAUUACCAUGAUUUUUUCAUUGAAUGUUUUUAUGAAAGUCAAUCAUCAUUUAAUGAUGAAAUUAAAUCAAUUGUUGAUGAACAAGAUUUGUGGUGGAUUUCGAUUGUCUAUGGAAAAACUUCUUACUUAACUUCUUGCGAAAAUUAUUUCAUAAAUCAUUACGUAAAAUCUGGAAGAAAGUUAUGGUGGUUACGUGUUGAAAAAAAUAUAUUAAGUGAUGAAGAAAAAAAACUUUUAAUACAAUGUUCAACUAAUGUUCGCAAAGUCAGCUUUAAUCAUCCAAUUAAUUUCGAAGGAUGGAAACCGAAAGAUACGAUUGAAAUGUUGAUGAUAUCGAUCUCACGUUAUUUAAUAACAAAAAAAGAUUUUGAAGAAAAUUUUCUUCCGUGGAUUAAUCUUUGUAAAGAAUUAUAUCUUGAACUUCACGACGACAUUGAUUUUAUUAAAGAAUUUUAUAAAUGGAUUCGUUGUUCGAAUGUCAAGAAGUUUUCGAUCAGGUACCGUGGAAAAGAUUUUGAAAACCUCGAUGAAUUUAGAAACUUUACAACACGAUAAAAUAUUUAAUACCUUAAAUAUAUUAAAUAAAAACAAUAACUAUAAAUAACUAUUGAAAUAUUUAAUGUAUUAUUUUAUAAUAAAUACGUUUUUAAAUAUACAAAUUAAUUUUA